GUACUAAGAUGACAGUCGUUUGUUCGUUGUUCGUCGCUUCUGAACCGGCGCCGGUUGCGAACGGCCAUGUUUGUUGUGAUCACAGUAUAGGUACGGUAGCCGACUACAGCUGUUGCGCGCGACUGUCGUGCCAUUCUUACGAAAACGUCCGAAACAGGGAGUCGGCUGGACAGACCUACAAUAGCACAACAGUCGUUCUGAUCCUCGAUAUCGUGCAGCGCACGGUCAGUGGUUCAAAGCGACGUACAGUCGGCACAGUGAACCGUGCAGCUCCAUUUGGUGCGAUAGAGGGAGACAGAGUUAGCUGCGUGGUGCGCUGUGAGCACGUAAUAUACACGCAUUGUAGUUAUAGCAAUGCAGCAUGCAGCCGUGAGAGGCAGACAGAGACUGUUCCACGACCACAGCAUCUCACUGCCAGCGAGCUACGCAAAUCUGUGUACGCGUAUGUCAUAUGUACAUUCGUGAGGCAGCUGGGAAACGGCCGUGACGCGACAGACAACAACUGCUCGCGCGAUUUUUGCCGAGGCUGACUUGCAGCUCUGCCAGCGGAUUGAUAAACCAGCGACGUUUAACUGACAGUAGGUGUUACUUUUCACUUGGGAACGAUCGAGACUCGCAUCCGUCCAGACCAGCCUCUGAUGAUUCAUGACUUGCUCGAGUGUUUUUCCGUAGACCAUGUCUAUGCGGCAUUGAUACUCAGCGACGCGAUUCACUUGGAGGACUCGACAUCGUGAGGACAUCAGCUAGCAAUCAAUCGUCCGCCAAUGGGUGACUCAUCAGUGAAUUCCCUGGCACAGAAACUCGGCUACCUGCAAUUCGAGGAUGAGUCUUCUAAUAACUCACGGCCAGCCGGUUCAAGGCCAGAGGCCCAAGUACCCGUGGGGGGCAGGACCGUUGUGGCAGCCACCGAGAGCUUUCUCGAAACGGAUAACCAUGGCGGAAGGGGCGCACCGCCCUGCGCCGAUUUCAAGGCGUACGAGCGGGAAAACAGCGUAGCGGCUUCGAGGUAUACCACCGCGAAGCCCGGCGAGCAAGUCGACGAGCACGUCCAGUACAAGGACAAGAUGCAGUCUCCCGUUUACGAGAAUAUCGAAUAUUAUCCAGCGCACAGCCAGUCGUACGCGCCCUACUAUCAUUCCGUCGACUCGAGGAAAGCGGCCAAUGCCAGGGAUAGCCCGCGAGCGUCGCUCGUUGCUGAACAGUUCGAGGCCAAUUAUAAGGUUGCGGGGGGGUCAUCUGCCGACGGAGUAUUGAGUCAUUUGAAGAAAGCGCAGCCUCAGGUGCCGACGCACAGCGCUAGCCGAUAUCAGUCGGCCUCUCCAGCCAAAGAUUUGCCUCCGUACGAGGCACCACCAGUUUACGAAAACAUUCAAGAUGUGCACUCGGCAGAGAUGAACAGAAACAAAGCGCGUCCCCAAGUCCCAACGAACUACUGCAACUCGAUCAACAUCAACGGGGGCGAUUACGUUGUGAUGACUGGAAAAUUGGCCAGUCUGCAAGCAGGACCGAAAGGCCCCUAUUCCGUGCAGAAAUUGGACAGAGGUCAGAAUUACGAUAACCUUUUUCAGCGCUCUUGCGACCAGAUGCCUCGCAGCAAGUACCUGUCUAGCUCUCUCGAGCAACAGAAUAGCAAAAGUACCUAUGUACCACCUUCGGAACUUCAACAAAGCAGCAACAGCAUCUACGAGCAGCCGCAGCAAGCGCCUCAGCAGCAGCACUACGCAAGAGCCAACAUGUCCUAUCACGGUGAAGCCUCAGUCGCGCAGUACCCCGGUGAAGCGCAGUACCAGCAUUAUCGAAACGCCUCUAUUGAUGGGCCCAUGCAGCACAACUAUUAUCGACCGGACAAUGCACAAUCGAAUAAACAUUACGUCGAGCCAACUGCUAACUGUGCGAGCACUACUUACUACAACGAGGCGCAUACCCGUAACGUGCCAGUUUACAGUUCUCCGAGAUCGGGGGAGCCGCUCAGCAGGGGCGCGCCCUCAUACUCACCGAGUCGCAUAGUUCGACAAAAUGAACGCAAUUGCCAACACCCGGAUUUCCUGGCGGAGUCCGAACGACAAUCUGCUCAGCAACAGCAGCAGCAGCAGCAGCAGCAGCAGCAGCAGCAGCAGCAGCAGCAUUGCGCUGAACCCGGCUAUUCGGGCAGUCCCACAACCGAUAGAAAUUACGCCGAAUCGACAGACUCACUUCGAAAGCCACCCACGGCUCAGUACGCGCAGCAGCCGUGCCUGAGCCUAGCAGCGCCUCAGUCACCGCAAGACAGCUGCCCGCGAACCACGCAAAUGUCCUCGCAAGAGGCCGACCAGAUCGUCUCAAACGUACUAAGGCGCACCGUCGCCGAGAUCUCCGAUAACCCGGUGAGGGGUCAAGUGCAAGCGCCGGUCACGAGCGCCUCCACCGACAGCUCGUCAUUCCACGGUCCGAGGAUCACCAGUUUGCCUCCGGGGGUGACUAGCGGAGUUGCCGGACCGGUAAUACUCAAUGAUGGCGUACCGAACAUACACAAGAAUACAGAGUCGAUCUCACUGGUCAACGACCCAAGGCAGCAGCAGCAGCCGCAGCCGAUACCCCCGCCGUUGAAAUCAGCGCCGGUCAAAGGAUUGCUUCCCUACAAUGUCACGCCUCCGAGACCAUCGGGUCCCACUGAAGCCGAACGGAAAAUCGAGGAAUUGACAAGACAAUUGGAGGAAGAAAUGGAGAAGCAAGAAGAAGAGGGUGAAUAUUUCGGUAUCUGCCACACAUGUCGCGAGAAGGUGACGGGUGCCGGACAAGCUUGCCAAGCAAUGGGUAAUCUCUACCAUACGAAUUGCUUCAUAUGCUGCUCUUGUGGCCGAGCACUUCGUGGAAAGGCAUUUUACAACGUUGACGGCCGAGUUUACUGCGAGGAAGAUUAUCUGUAUUCGGGAUUCCAGCAAACGGCUGAAAAAUGCGCCAUCUGCGGUCAUCUCAUCAUGGAGAUGAUUCUGCAAGCUAUGGGAAAAUCGUACCAUCCAGGUUGCUUCAGAUGUUGUAUUUGCAACGAUUGCUUAGAUGGGGUACCCUUUACUGUGGACAUCGACAAUAAAAUAUAUUGUGUCAACGACUAUCACAGAAUGUUCGCGCCCAAGUGCGCUUCUUGUGGGAAGGGGAUCACGCCCGUCGAGGUAAACGAUAUCGAAGGAACCGAGGAGACUGUCCGCGUUGUAUCAAUGGAUAAAGAUUUUCACGUUGAUUGCUACGUAUGUGAGGAUUGCGGUAUGCAGUUGACGGACGAGCCAGACAAGCGCUGCUACCCUCUGGACGGCAGACUUAUGUGCAGAGCAUGUCACAUUCAGCGUAUUUCUCAUGUACAACCAAGAGCGCCUCAACCAGUCUCGGCAACCUACCAAUUCAUGGGUUGAUUAAAUUUUAAGAUGACAAGUUUUGCGGUUAGCUAUCAGCUCGUUUUUAGUAGGAGCAUCGAUGCAGUCAAUGCUCUAAUGUGAUAUUCGACACUGACUCAAUAGAACUAAUUCCACCGUGGAUACAUUUAUAAUUCAACAGAACUAACAAUAUGACUAUUAUUUGUUAAAAUUAGUUGUGUUGAACGGCAUCAGCAAUGCUUCAAUUGUAGUAGCUCGUUGAAGAGCUACCCAUGAUUUUUAAUGAUUACGUAGUACAAGUCGAGCUUGUUAGCAGCUAUCGGUGGUUGCUGCAGCCUUUGAUCGAACUCAAAUAAUAGCGUUUAUUAGCUCAAUUUUUUAGUUGUAAGUCAUAAUAAUGCAAAAUUAUUCUCAUAUGUAUAAGAUGAAUCGCCAUUUGAUAUUCUACAAAUUGUUUGUUCACUAAAGCAAAGAAAUUUGACGUUGGCUUUUCGUAAUUAUUGCAGCCGUUCGACGCGGUAAGUUAGUGUGUGCGAACCAAAAGAGACAAAGUGAUGCAAACAACACGAAGUUUUUCUAAGCAAUGUAUUAUUAUAUGACUAUUGAUAUUUUGUUAUAGCGACGACUAGCCUAAUAAAAAGCAACAAAACCGGUGGCUCCCGUAACGUAAUCCAAUGGAUUUUUUUCUACUUGUCACUUGAUUAGCAUAAAUGAAAAGCGAAUCGCCUAGACUUUGACUAUGAUGUUUUAUGCUAUUGAUUGCGGUGUUAUUGUUCGUGCAUCUAUGAGCUCCUGUUAAAGUAACAAAUGACAAAUAAAGCAAUGAAUUGG
Phymastichus coffea is the source of this 4178-nucleotide messenger RNA. RefSeq names its product LIM domain-containing protein jub (gene jub). The record is from RefSeq and is a predicted model, not a curated record. Gene Ontology annotation, cellular component: adherens junction; transcription regulator complex; P-body. Lineage: Eukaryota; Metazoa; Arthropoda; Insecta; Hymenoptera; Eulophidae. The transcript has 9 exons. The coding region runs from base 765 to 3386 and encodes 873 amino acids. Gene Ontology annotation, biological process: negative regulation of hippo signaling; regulation of DNA-templated transcription; cytoskeleton organization. Gene Ontology annotation, molecular function: transcription corepressor activity.